UUGUGAGAGGCUCAGUACUGUAGGCUUAUACUUUUGACUCCAUGUUAAAGCCAUGAAACUUUUCUUCAUCCUCCAAAUGCUUGUGACCAUCCCUAUGCUCCCUCGGGACAUUGGAUUUGGUUACAAUUUUUGGAGAGUCAACAAACUGAUCGCGCAGUGGUCGUCCAAAGGGUGGACGAUCCACCAAAUCUUUGAUGAUGUUGUCAAAGCUCACCCUAACAAACUUGCCAUUCGUCUAGAAGAUCAGGCUUGGACAUUUAAAGAGCUUCAAGAUUAUUCAUAUAAAAUCGCCAAUUAUUUCAAAAACAAUGGCUUUCAAGAGAAGAACAAGGUGGCUUUGUUGAUGGAGAACCGUCUUGAGUACAUCGGUGUCUGGCUGGGUCUCAGUCGCAUCGGCAUCGUCACAGCUCUGGUUAACAUUACGGCAAAAGGAACCAUUUUGAUCCACGCAGUCAGCAAAGCUACUCAAGGCCCUUGUGAUGCGAUCAUUGUGAGCGCCAAAGAAGAUCUAUUUAAAGCGUUUGAGGAUGCAUAUGAUGCAGAGGAUCAGGUAAACAAGAUGCCAGUGGACUGGAAGAUUUACGUGCUGGGAGGUAAAAUGCCUUCCACAAGACUGACUAAAACUAUAAUACACCUCGAUCCGGAGCUGACGAAUAAAGAUCUCGUGAAACCCAUAGAUGAGAGUAUCUCCAAGAAACUCAACAUUAACUCCAACAUGGUCUACGUUUACACCUCUGGCACUGAGGGCUUCCCUAAAGCAGCUGUUUUUGACUUUGAAAGAUUCAUACGUAUGGCUACCGGAACCCACUACUUCCUUGGAAUCAAGUCCAAAGAUGUUUUGUACAACCCAAUGCAGCUGUUCCACGCGUCUGGAGGUCUGAUCGGAACAGGUCAGAUGUUGCUGUACGGCCUCACGAUGAUAAUCAAGGAAAAGUUCAGCGCAAGAGGUUAUUUUCCGGACUGCAAAAAAUAUGGAGCAACGGUGGGGCAAUACAUUGGCGAGAUUUGCUCCUUUGUGUGGGCCACAGAUAAAUCACCUGCAGACAGAGACCACAACAUUCGGUUGAUGUUUGGCAACGGGAUGCGAAGAAAAAUUUGGAAAGGCUUCCAAGACCGAUUCAACGUCAGACAAAUCGGGGAGUUCUACGGCUCAACAGAAGGAAAUGCCAACUUAGUAAACAUCAACAACAAGGUCGGGGCUGUGGGCUUUUUGCCUUGGUAUGCCACGUCUCUCUACCCGAUUGAGCUCAUAGAGUACGACACCGACACUUCUGAACCUAAACGUGGGACAGAUGGCCUCUGCAUUAGAGCAACGAGACAGGGGUUGUUGGUUGGUAAAAGCAAAACAGGAUUUUCCAAAAUCAAAGGCUAUGCAAGUGAAGAAGAGACGAAAAAAAAAUUGAUUCCGGAUGUUUUUGAAAAGGGCGACUUGUAUUUCAACUCAGGUGACGUUCUUGAAAGAGAUAUUUUUGGUUAUUACUACUUUGUGGAUCGUUUGGGAGAUACUUUCAGAUGGAAAGGUGAAAACAUUGCUGCAUCCCAAGUAGAAGAUGUAAUAAUCAAAGGAAUGGGCUAUCAGGGUAGCCACGUAGUUUCUGUUUAUGGAGUAGAGGUAAAAGAUCAGGAAGGCAGAGCAGGAAUGGCAUGUUUUGAAAUGAAUGUAGCACACUUUAAAAUGCCUCAGUUUGAGGAGUUGGUUGAUAAAAAGUUGGGUGGUCCAUGGAUUCCUGUGUUUAUUAGAUUCACAGACAAAUUUCCCCUGACCGUCACGCAAAAGAUACAGAAAUCUGUUCUAAAAAAUGAAGGAUUCAACCCAGGAGACAUGAAAGACCCAGAGGGUAAACCCAUACAUGACCAGAUGUACUACUACAACUCAAAGACUAAGAAAUACGAGCCGCUUACCCAAGAAGCACACGAUGACAUCCUCAAGAAGAAAAUUAAGAUAUAGAAGAGAAAUAUGAGUCAGAAUUUAUACAAUGUUAUAAAUUAAAUGGUUGUUACAACCUA
Macrosteles quadrilineatus (aster leafhopper) is the source of this 2007-nucleotide messenger RNA. RefSeq names its product long-chain fatty acid transport protein 4-like. Gene Ontology annotation, molecular function: long-chain fatty acid transmembrane transporter activity; long-chain fatty acid-CoA ligase activity. The coding region runs from base 53 to 1948 and encodes 631 amino acids. Lineage: Eukaryota; Metazoa; Arthropoda; Insecta; Hemiptera; Cicadellidae. Gene Ontology annotation, cellular component: endoplasmic reticulum. The transcript has 13 exons. Gene Ontology annotation, biological process: triglyceride homeostasis. The record is from RefSeq and is a predicted model, not a curated record.